GACAAACAAAUUUGUAGAGUAUCGAGAGUAUCCAAAUCAUUCAAAUUGAAAACAUUUUUAGUUGUCCUGAAUGAAAAUAGAAUAACUUUGAGAUGAAGGUAAGAAUAUCACUAUCAGUACUGUCUGUCAUAUUUUUUGUUUUAUAUCUUCUGCUUACAAUGUUAAUGGCUAGCAAAUAUUUAGUGUCUGAAGCAAAAAAGGAUAAUUGUGGACAGUCUUCACCUUCAAGCUGCACCCCAGAUCCGAGAAAACAAAAAGCUGAAGAGGUGUUACCAACAUCAGUGGUUCAACCCUCAGAAGCUGGUUACAAUCCAUCAGAAGAUGAGAUCAAGCACAUUGAGAUAUGGAGCAAGGCGGCCAUUGGGUGGUACUUCUGGAAUAGCAUAUUCAAUGCCAGACUGCAGGAGAAACCUGGCGAGCCGUGGAGCGUGGGCUCGCGCCGUUUCUACAAGUACACCUUCACAUUCCGGCAUGGUCCCGGCGUGGUGCCCAACACAGUGCCGGCCGAUGUCCGGUACCUGGUGCUCAUACUCAACGGACGCACCGAUGAAAAGGUUCGGGUGGCGCGCCAGUGGCUGGACCUGCUGCCCCGCCUGGUGCUUCUGCAGCACACGGCCGUCGUGCUGCACGGCAGUGAGUUCUGUAACAACACCUGGAUCCGGCCGUACCUGCGCGCCCACGGCGGCCGCGUCGACGCGCUGUUCGUCGUGUACGAUGACCCGGACGUGAAUGGCGAGGACGUCUUCCAGUGGCCGCUCGGUGUUGCCACGUACCGAGGUUUCCCGCAGGGCCCUUACACGAUAGACGUCAAGUCGCCACGGCCGCACCGCUGCAACUUCUUCGGCACCGUGUACGCCAACUCGUCACGGGAGACGCUGCUGAAGAGCCUGCUGUCCGUGCCCGACCACAGCUGCCUGCUCAAGACGCGGCAACAGUGGACAGAGUCUGAGACGCACCAGUCCGCCUCCGAGUACGUGGACGCCCUGCUGCAGUCAGACCUCACCCUCAGUCCGGCCGGCAUCAACCCGGAGUGUUACCGGCAGUACGAGGCGGCGGCGCUCGGCUCCGUGCCGGUGAUGGUCGCGGACGAGCCGCCAGUGGGCCGGUGUAGGCCGGGCCCGGGCCUGCUGCGCCGCCACGGCGCCCCGUUCCUCUGGCUGCGAGACUGGCGUCAUCUGCCAGAGCUGCUGCGGCGAGAGGCGGCGCUGACUGCGCGCCAGCGCGCCGCCCGUCGCCGCCGCCUCCUCGCCUGGUAUGAGGACUUCAAACGGCGAGUUCGAAAUGAGUUCAUCAACGUCAUUGUGCGUAAGUUCUUCCAUGGCGAGGAUGGUAAGGCGUGAUGUGAUCAGAGUCUUAGGGGUUGAAGGGUGUUAUGUGGUUUUUGAAACAAGAGGUGCUUAUAUUGUCUGGAGAAAACGUUACGUGAUAGGAGGGGUGGAAAUAAUGCGUAGCUCAUCGUAGACGGUGCUCAAACUUCUAUAGACUUUAUUAUGUGGCCAGUGAGUGCAUUCUGCUUCGAUGUGGUCUCAUCCAAAUGAAGCCGGUGCAUUGUUUUGUCAUUGUUCCCUGCAAGUUGUUUAUGUGUAAGGAACCGAUUGUGGAUAUUUUCUAUUUGAUCAAUUGUAAUACUAAUGUGAAAUCCACUCAAAAUUACCCUAAUCAUUCUUUGUAUCACCAGACAUACUUUACCAUAAGUAUCGGAACCGUUUAAAUUCGAACUCUUUCACAUUGAUAGUCAAUCUUACCAGUUCAAGCACCGCGCUUGGCUUCUGGGUAACGUUUGCUGAGAUUCGCAUGUGAUACGUCAAAUGACCUGGGUGUUUAGGAUAAACGAGGGUUGUACUGGUGUUGACGUAUGUCGUGCAGUCUGUGCCCUGAUGUGCCCGCACCCAUGUUCUUAAUUGUGAUGAAUAAUUUUAUGGGACAGGGAAAAUAGUCAAGUGUAAGCCCGGUGGGUAACCUUAUUAUGGGUUUCGGUAAUAUUUAGUGAUAACGGGUAGAUAUUGUGUCAGCGACUCAUCAGGCAUUAAGAUAGGCUGCGGUAAUGUACUCAUCACUUACCAUCACCAUAUGUUUUGAAAAUGCUGGUGGAUUUGCGAUCGGCUCAAGUCUUGUGUCCCCAUCAACCCCAUUGAUUCCCUGGAUACCCUCGGGGGAACUGUGAUAAUAUGAGGCCAACGUUUUUACUCCCAGUCAUUUGCUGUGUGACACGCUUAGCCCUAGUGUCAGCGUUGCGUUAGCGUGACACGUAGCUGAACCGUGGGUUUCAUGUUGACUGUGUAAUGUGUGUUCAAUGCAAACAUGUUGCUUUUUCCCAUGGCGCCGGCGACAACUGUUGAGAUGGAUACCUUGUCACGGUUUGUUGGGAUGCCGAUUUGAUAAAGUUUUCGAUACUGUGACUAGUUAUGUGCUUGAACUGGUUUUUGCUCGAAAAUCGUGAAUGCGCUUCAUUUUGUGACGAUGUUUCAAUGGGGGCAAUAUUCUGUAGUGUGGAGACAUUUGAACCAUCGGCUUGGCACUAGUCAAUGUUUUACGCGGGACGUGAACUUACUGCAACAUUCCCCAUUUAGGUGUUGUAAUAUUUACCAUGACAUGUGCCUUUUAUGGUAACUGUGAGUAACGUAUGGUAACGCAGAGGUUCACGUUGGAUUGAGCAUCGCAUGUUUUAGUGACCCGUGGAAAGCCUUUGGUAAAAUACGUAAUACAAAUUACCGAACCAUGUCA
Molecule: messenger RNA, 2724 nt
Organism: Amphibalanus amphitrite
Lineage: Eukaryota; Metazoa; Arthropoda; Thecostraca; Balanomorpha; Balanidae
Product: ribitol-5-phosphate xylosyltransferase 1-like
Exons: 7
Coding region: 93-1340 (415 amino acids)
Biological process (GO): protein O-linked glycosylation via mannose
Cellular component (GO): Golgi apparatus
Molecular function (GO): ribitol beta-1,4-xylosyltransferase activity
Source: RefSeq, a predicted model, not a curated record